AUGAAAUUGAAGGAAGUGCUGUGUAUUAGCGGAAUACUCGCUCUCUUUGUCACAGAGUGUAGAGGAGAAAACGAUAAUUCUGAUAUAAUAGAUAUUACUGAUGAGCUAGUCAAUAAAGGAAAAAGAAAAGCAAGUGAAAUAGCUGGCUCAAAGAAGGAUCUUACUUCUCAGCAGAAACAAAAGAAAAAAGCUGGAAAUGAAAUAGAAAAUCCAAAGUUAAAUGAAAAAGAAGUUAAAAAGGGAAUGAACAGUUUAGAUUUUAGCUUAUGGGGCAAAAGACUAGACAAUUCAAGAAGAAAAAAAUAUAAUUUAACGGCUGACAUAGUAUGGAAAAACGAAAGCUUAGAAAAAGACAUAAAAAAUAUAGAAAAAAAUAUAUGCUACCAAGAAGAACUUAAUAGCAAUAUCGAAGACUUUUCUUCCGCUGUACCAGAUACAACUGACAAAAAGUUUUUGUGCUUUAUGGCAUACAACUCUACAGCGAUAAACGCAAAAUACAAAGAAUGUUUUGGGCUGAAAGCACUGCAUAGGUAUAAAGCAUUCAAUAAUAUAAAAUUACUGGAGAAAUUCAAAGAGUAUUAUUCUCGGGCAUUUGAUGACCUGAUAGAAUACAUAAAAAAGAAUCGGCCAAUGCACACGCCUAAAUCCAAGGUAAUAACAGAAUGGAAAGAGACUUUUGGCGAUAUCUACAUGCGAAAAUGUCUUGAUGUAGACAAAUUUAUGUCUAGCGAGCAGAAAGUGAUCCACGAGCUAAAAAACAAGCAUCAGCAGACAUUGGCAA
Nematocida minor is the source of this 781-nucleotide messenger RNA. RefSeq lists its product as uncharacterized. The transcript has a single exon. The annotation marks the transcript as partial. NCBI's taxonomy places the organism in Eukaryota, Fungi, Microsporidia. The record is from RefSeq and is a predicted model, not a curated record.